UCCAAGCGGCUUUUGAAACAUCGCAUAGGCGAGCACUUGCGUGAAGGGAAAUGAAUAUGGGGCGCCGUGCGUUUCAGUUGCUGUUGCUGAGCGUAGCAGCUUCGCUGACAACAUGCAGAGAAGCUUCAGCGCAAGAAGGAGAGGUCACUUACCUGAUGUUCAGCCAACAGUGGAGCGCAGGAUCCUGUCAAGGAGAAUUCUACAAUGAUCGGUGCAUCAGGCAACACGAAAGGAACUUCUGGACCAUACACGGAAUGUGGCCCUCGAAUAACCACGGUUCUCCAGAGUUCUGCAACCAUACUUUGCCGUACAACGAGACCGCUCUCCAGCCGAUCUACAGCGAGCUUGAACGGUACUGGCCGUCGUACACUUCGAAGGAUUCGAAUUGGUUCUGGAAACACGAGUGGCUAAAACACGGCACCUGCGCCACAGGCAUUCCCGCACUCUCCGGUAUCUCUCAGUAUUUCAACACCACGCUCAACUUUUACUUCCGACACAAUAUUACCAGGUAUCUCGAAGACAGUGACAUCUAUCCCACAGUCGAUCGGACAUACGCGGUUGAAGACAUUGAGCAAGCAUUAACAGACGAUCUCAGAGGUGCCGUGAACUUCGUUUGCAACGAAGGCAGGGAAUACUCAGAGCCACUCCUGGCGGAAAUCAGACUUUGCCUAGACACAGAGCUUCAGCCGACGGACUGCCAGGAAGAACAUUCCCGCUGUGGACGGCACGUAUACUAUCUCCCGUUCGACGUCGACCACAAAGAAGACAUAUGGGACGUUCAUCUGUACUUCGAGCACAAGCAUUAUGUUCUUGAAUGACCUCUCACCUAUUUAUUAAAGGCACAGAAUAGAAUGAGACAA
Messenger RNA from Ornithodoros turicata, 860 nucleotides. Its product is annotated as ribonuclease DdI-like. Lineage: Eukaryota; Metazoa; Arthropoda; Arachnida; Ixodida; Argasidae. Bases 51 to 818 code for a protein of 255 amino acids. The record is from RefSeq and is a predicted model, not a curated record. The transcript is spliced from 9 exons. Gene Ontology annotation, molecular function: ribonuclease T2 activity; RNA binding.